AUGUCUCGAUACUCAGCCGAUCAACAAGAUCUUCGAACCCAGCUAUUCUCUACAACCACAACUCGACGUGUCCCUAAUAGAACAGCAUCACCAUAUGAUCCCAUACCCGCCCCCUCGGCCAAACAUUCAGAGUCAAUGUUACUGUCAUUAGAAUCACAAAACAACGACGACGUCAAUGUCAUGAAUGAGAAAGUCGCCAUGCUCAAGAACUUGGGGGUGAAGAUCGGAGUAGAGAUAAACAAGGGGAUCAAACUUAAUGAUGAUAUCACCAAUCUGUUUGAAAAGGGAAGUGUCAAUUUAAAGAAUACCUUUAAUCACAUGGUGGUGAUGAGUAAACGAGCAGGUAUAACCUGGAAAAUGUGGUUACUUGUAUUCACGAUUGUUGGCAUUUGGUUUUUCUGGAUUUGGUUGUUCUAA
Molecule: messenger RNA, 417 nt
Organism: Spathaspora passalidarum NRRL Y-27907
Lineage: Eukaryota; Fungi; Ascomycota; Pichiomycetes; Serinales; Debaryomycetaceae
Exons: 1
Coding region: 1-417 (138 amino acids)
Biological process (GO): endoplasmic reticulum to Golgi vesicle-mediated transport
Source: RefSeq, a predicted model, not a curated record